UUUUCGGACAGUCAUGGGCGGACAUACAAGUAGCGCCCGGAGACGCUCUGAUUUUCUCGCUGCUCUCUGCACACGACUGCCCACCCACCGACUCCUCCCUGUCGUCGACUGUUCCAAUGUCUGACCUCGAGUCCCACGCUUCCGCCGCAAAAGGCGCUGACGCCACCUACGCGCUCGACGAGCGCCGUCGUGCUGCCCUUGCCGAGGUCGACAACGCCAAGUUCUCUUGGUUCCACGUCAAGGUCUGCUUGGUCGCUGGUGUCGGCUUCUUCACGGAUGCCUAUGACAUCUUCGCCAUCAACAUUGCGGCGACCAUGCUCGGCUUCGUCUACGGAAAGGGCUCUGCCACUGCUGCGGGCAAGCUCAACCCGAACCAGGACCUCGGUGUCAAGGUUGCCGUCCCCAUUGGUAACCUGUUCGGUCAGACUUUCUUCGGUUGGUUCGCGGAUGUCGUCGGUCGCAAGCGCAUGUACGGAAUCGAGCUCAUGAUCAUCAUCGUCGGUACCUUUGCCCAGGCCCUUGCUGGCAACGGCGGCGCUGUCUCCAUCAUCGGUGUCAUCAUCGUGUGGCGUUUCAUCGUCGGUGUGGGUAUCGGCGGCGACUACCCUCUGUCCGCCACGAUCUCAUCCGAGUUCGCUGCCACCCGCAUCCGUGGCCGCUUGAUGACGGCUGUCUUCGCCAACCAGGGAUGGGGUAACUUCACCGCUGCCCUCGUCGCCCUGUGCAUCACCACCGGCUACAAGCACAAGAUCCUCGCCGACCCGGCCAUCAACCACGUCCCCACGGUUGACUACAUGUGGCGUCUCCUCAUCGGUCUCGGCUGCAUCCCCGGUGUCGUCGCGCUGUACUUCCGUCUCACCAUCCCCGAGACCCCGCGUUUCACCAUGGACAUCGAGCGCAACGUCGUCCAGGCCACCGACGACAUCGAGAAGGUGCUCACCACCGGCGACUUCAACCGCAACCCCGAGACUGUCGCUCCCCGCGCCGAGAUGCCCCGUGCUACAUGGGCUGACUUCUGCGCUUACUUCGGCAAGUGGGAGAACGGCAAGGUCCUGUUCGGUACUGCCUACUCGUGGUUCGCUCUCGAUAUCGCUUUCUACGGUCUCGGUCUCAACACCUCCACGAUCCUGACUGCCAUUGGUUUCGGUAGCGCGUCCAGCCACGGCACCCGGAACAUCUACGACAACCUGCACAACAUCUGUGUCGGUAACUUGAUCCUGUCUGCUGCUGGUCUCAUCCCGGGAUACUAUGCGACUUUCCUGUUCAUUGACACCUGGGGCCGCAAGCCCAUUCAGCUGAUGGGCUUCACCAUGCUCACCAUCCUGUUCAUCAUCAUGGGUUUCGGAUACGACAAGCUGACUGCCACCGCCUCGUCCAAGGGUGCCUUCAUCUUCCUCUACUGCCUGACCAACUUCUUCCAAAACUUCGGCCCGAACACCACGACCUUCGUCGUCCCCGGCGAGGCCUUCCCCACUCGUUACCGCUCGACCGCGCACGGUAUCUCCGCUGCGUCCGGCAAGCUUGGCGCCAUCGUUGCGCAGGUCGGAUUCUCCAAGAUGGUCAACAUCGGCGGACCCAACAAGUUCGUCAAGCACAUCCUCGAGAUCUUCGCGUUCUUCAUGCUGACGGGUAUCUUCUCGACGCUGCUCAUCCCCGAGACGAAGGGCAAGACGCUCGAGGAGCUGUCGAACGAGAACCAGGACGGCUUCGUUGGCGCGCCCGCCGCACACUACGAGGUGCAGGACGGUGCCGUCACUGGCAAGCGCGUUUAGAGUAGCACCCCUAAUAUCCUAUACUACUCCUUAUGUCGUUACGUAUCUGACGCUAGAUUAUUCCCUCAUUUUGCUGUUACCACGCGUUCUACAUGGCCG
This is a messenger RNA of Mycena citricolor, 1871 nucleotides long. NCBI's taxonomy places the organism in Eukaryota, Fungi, Basidiomycota, Agaricomycetes, Agaricales, Mycenaceae. The record is from the annotation of a GenBank genome assembly.